This is a messenger RNA of Dicrocoelium dendriticum, 2123 nucleotides long. Lineage: Eukaryota; Metazoa; Platyhelminthes; Trematoda; Plagiorchiida; Dicrocoeliidae. The record is from the annotation of a GenBank genome assembly.
GUUUGAUGCUGAGCAAAAUCGGUCGACGUAAUGGGGAAGCAUUGAUACGUUUCACUGACCCGGAACAACGUGAACUGGCCCUUUGCCGUCAUAAACAUCACAUGGGACAACGCUACAUUGAAGUGUACGGAGCACACAGUCAGGAAUUCAUCGCAUUUGCCACGACUGAAACUUCCGAGGCGGAAGAAUUCCUGAAGCGAUUUGUAAGUCCCCGUCAAACCCUCGUUCGAAUGCGGGGACUGCCUUACUCGGUGAACGCUGAGCAAAUUCUUCAGUUCUUCGACAACAAUCAUUGUUCGGUGCAGUUUGGUUCCGACGGUAUCUUGUUUGUGAAUCGACCCGACGGACGUGCAAGUGGGGACGCGUUCGUCAUGUUUGAAACCAACGAAGUUGCUGAGAGAGCCCUGAAAAGUCACCGACAACAUAUUGGAAAUCGGUACAUAGAGCUGUUUAAAUCCACACCGGCAGAAGUCAACCAGGUCCUGAACGCCACAGUUCGUCAAGAGGUCACUUGCCCAAAGCGCUGGAUUGGAUUGUCCGGCAAUGCGGAAUCUUCGUCAAAUGGAAUUCUCCCAUCAACCGUCCCUUACAUAGAUGGCGUCCGUGAACUUUUGUCCACUUAUGCUUCAACGGUGCGAACGGAACCACCAUGUGGCCUUGCUAAUCGGUUCUCGUUGCCUAGCCUUCACGCAUAUCCAACUGGAAACAAUCUGCUUGGCUCACAAAAUCUCGCAACUGGUCUACACCAUCUCGAUAGCUUUGGCAGCGCUUAUAUGCCCGCGUUGGUAUCCAUGUACUCAAUGCUUUCGCCUCAACCAGUACUUCCAAAGGCCUUCAACGCAGGUGUAUUCCCAUACGCAUGUGACACUUUUUGGCUAAACCCGUAUUCCAGCGUACCCGGAGUGCAAUUGAAUACCGGACAUCAGUGGGGUAGAUAUCCGCAAGUUCAAAAGGAUCCCAGCUACACAAUUCCUCAACGGGCUGCUCCGUUGAUGGAGGACAUCGUUAUACCAACGGUUCGUGAUGACACAUUCCCAGUGAUGCCUGUCGGUAUGGACCAGCUGGCCAAGUGUUUCAUACGAAUAAGAGGUAUGCCGUUGGAAGCUGAUAUUCUGGACAUUUUGACCUUUGUCGGGGACGCGUGGAGAAGCAUAGUGGUUCAUGGAGUACACCUAGUUUACAACUCAUUGGGUCGGUCAAACGGAGAAGCGAUAAUCCAAUUUGUUUCUGAGAAAGCAGCCCAAUGGAUGAUAGAACAAAAACAUGGUAGUAUCUUCUUCAAGCGGACAGCACAAACAGUGACCUCCAGCUUUGUGGAGGUCAUACAAUGCACAGCCGAAGAUGUGACACAAUUGAUGUACACGGUGGCUGCUUUGGUACAAGCCAACAUACAUACCGCGAAACCGUUGCACGGAGAAUUGCAACAGAUGUCACUUUUUCCAGCAAUAUUCAACCCUCUGGAUAUUCAUGUGAAUCCCCCCGCAUUGCCAUAUUUGCCAUACCAUGGAUCAGAAGUGAUUCUCAACUCCUUAGGUUUGCCCGGCAUAGUUACACCGCCUUGUUCGCAUAUGAACAUGCAAUUCGCAGCAAGGAGCACACACCCAAUUGGACCAAUGUAUACACCAGGGAACAAUAGGACAGAAGUGUUUAUUGGAGCUACGCCACCCAUGUCAAUAGCUACCGAGCUUCCCAUGCAUGAUGUAUCCGUGAAUCAUAUGAAUUUCAUCCCCGUCCAAACCAAUACAGCGAACCCACCGACUGUACUACAGCAACCAUUGGGUGCGUUUGGUCAGGCAAACCCUGCUCUAUUCCAGCAAAACCCUUUGGUCAGUGGUUUGGUUCUACCACAACCAGGUGUAAACAGCAAUGUAUGUCAGCCAUACACAACGAUGGGAUAUGGCAAUUCGACCAACGCGUCUGUGAUUCAAACGGAAUCACAGAAGGCCGAAUUAGCUCAUCCGGUUUGUGAGUCCGUUAACCAGAAACUGCUUGAAAUCAAACCGGAUUCUAGCACAGACGGUCAGUCGCCGGGAAUUCAGGCGACGGAACCUGGUCUACCGCGUAUCCCCAAGCAAGGUGCACCGCAUGAAAAAGUGGGACAAACUGGACGCGUCGCAUUCUAA